This is a messenger RNA of Ceratotherium simum simum (southern white rhinoceros), 1375 nucleotides long. NCBI's taxonomy places the organism in Eukaryota, Metazoa, Chordata, Mammalia, Perissodactyla, Rhinocerotidae. The record is from RefSeq and is a predicted model, not a curated record.
GGGAGACCCCGAGAAGAGGACGGGAGACCCCGGGAGCGCGUGCACGGCGGGCGAGGACGCACUUCGGCCUGACGGCUCCGCGGCGCGGCGGGCUCCAAGGAGGGUGCGGGAAUUCCGGUCCGGCGGGGUGCGCUGCGGGUCCGCCCCGCUCCGCCCGCUCGGCGCUCGGCCUCCGAUUGCUCGGGCCUGGCCGCCACCCCUGGGGUCGACGGCCGAGCGCGUCGCUCUGUUCCCGGCCGCGUCGGCCUCGGGCUUCCUCUCGCCGCGUUCGUCCUGGGCUCGGCGCGGCUCCCUCGUUCGGCCCGGCUGCACGGCGGCCUGGCCGAUGGCGCCUCAGCGGAGGGGCGCGCCCAAGGCGCCCGAGGGCAGCGGGGCUGCCCAGCGCCGGCGCCGGAACAGUACGAAGAGUGUCCGGGCACCGAGGGAGAUGUGGAGGAAGUGGCUGAGAGCUGCUGUCCUGGGGGCCUGCGCUGCCCUCGCUGCACUCUUGCUCUGGUGCAGUCUAGGGGGUGAUGAUGGUGUCACUGAGGUCCUGGCUCACCGUGGCGAGGUGCUGCUGGGCAGGUUCAUCGAGGUGCCCUGCUCCGAGGACUAUGACAGUCACCGAAGGUUCGAAGGCUGCUCCCCUAGGAAGUGUGGCCGGGGCGUCACUGACGCUGUCAUCACCAGGGACGAAGCCCAGCGGAUUCGCAGCGUAGCAGAGAAGGGGCUGUCGCUGGGAGGAUCGGAUGGAGGGGCGUCCAUCUUGGACUUGCACUCGGGGGCCCUGUCUGUCGGGAGGCACUUUGUGAACCUGUACAGAUACUUUGGGGAUAAAAUACAAAAUAUCUUCUCAGAAGAGGACUUCCAGUUAUACCGGGAUGUGCGGCAGAAGGUCCAGCAUGCAAUCGCCCAGGCUUUUGGCAUCAGUGCGUCCUCGCUGUACCUGACAAAGCCCACGUUCUUCUCCCGCAUCAACAGCACAGAAGCGCGGACGGCUCACGACGAGUACUGGCAUGCUCACGUGGACAAGGUGACCUACGGCUCCUUCGACUACACCUCACUGCUGUACCUCUCCGACUACUUGGAUGACUUCGGCGGGGGGCGGUUUGUGUUCAUGGAGGAGGGAGCCAACAAGACGGUAGAGCCCAGAGCCGGCCGGGUGUCCUUCUUCACCUCGGGGUCCGAGAACCUGCACCGUGUAGAGAAGGUCCAUUGGGGCACCCGCUACGCCAUCACUAUUGCCUUCACCUGCAACCCUGACCAUGGCAUCGCAGACCCAGUGUUCACGUAGCCCGCGUGGUCCGUGGCACCCUCACUGAACAUACGCCCUAUUCCCUCCCGUUUCAGCGCAUUUCCAUUGAACAAGGUGCCUUAUGAAUCAUCAGGAUUUUGA